CCUCAAAUCAAAUUCCGUCUAUAUUACUACUACGCAUUAUUAUCACUCGUUUUUACGAAAUAAAAAACAAGGCAAGAAAUAAUAAUUUGUUUAGGGUCAUUGAAGAGUCCGCCUUUAAGGGUAGCAUCUUGAUAAUAUUGCACUCCCUUUUUCUCCUGGCAUUUUCUUCCAAUAUUUCUGAUCCCUCCUCCCUCACAUAAUUUCAUGCAUCUUCUGUGUAUGCCUUAAUUUCCACAUCUUUCUCUCUCUUCUCUCUUUAUUUGUCUUCCCCACAUUGCUCCAUACUCUUCUCUCUAUCUUUUUAUAACUCUUCCCCUUAUUAUUCCUUUCUUUAUAAUUCUCAUAUUUAUCUUCAUCACACACAUAUACAUAAUACAUUCUAUCUCUCUAUCUCAUUUCUAAGGUUAUGGCAGUUCAAGCUCAAUACCCUUCAAAUAUUCUCUUCUUAAACAGAAAUAACCAAGAAAGCAACGAUUAUUCAUUGCAACCUCAGCCUGGUGGAGGUGUUGGUUCUGGAUUUAUUGAGCAAUCCCAUAUGCUUUUUAACAAUAAUGGAGUUGGAGUUAAUCCAAGAAAAAGGAGCAGAGAAGUUGCAGCAACAACAACAACUACUACAACCAUUAAUUCAUUCAAUUUCUCUCUCCAAAAUCAACAACAACAACACAAUCAAAAUCAAAAUCAUCAGCUCAUCGAUCUUUCACAGCUCCAAAAUCAUCAACAAUCUAAUGUUGUAUCAACUGGGCUUAGAUUGUCAUUUGGAGACCAAAAUCAUCAACUUCAACAACAACAACAACAACAACAACAACAAAUUCAACAACAACCCAAUACGAUGCUCUCUCUUAUAUCGGAAGAAUUUGCCCUCCAAUUCAAACAACAGAGUGAUGAACUUUCUUACUUCCUUCAUUCACAGGGUGAGCAGUUGCGGCGCACGUUAGCGGACAAAAGGGAGAGACACUAUCGUGCACUGCUAGGCGCAGCGGAGGAAGCUGUGGCACGACGGAUGAGAGAGAAAGAAGCGGAGGUAGAAAAAGCAGCGAGGAGAAACGCAGAGUUGGAAGCCCGAGCGGCCCAAUUAAGUGCAGAGGCCCAAGCAUGGCAAGUGAAGGCCCGGGCCCAAGAGGCUCAAGCUGCGUCCCUUCAGGCCCAACUACAACAAGCUAUGGUGGGACCAAGCGGCGCACUGCAGCAAGACAGGGAGGGGAGUGGAUUAGGUUGCGCCGGGGAUGCGGAGGAUGCCGAGUCAGCUUAUGUUAACCCAGUGAGUGAGCAACGAGUCGGCUCACCGAGUUGUAAGAUGUGUCGGACACGUGUCGCAUCAGUGGUGCUGUUGCCUUGUCGACAUUUGUGUGUGUGUAGGGAAUGUGACGACGUCGUUCAAGCUUGCCCACUCUGUCUCUCUAUUCGAAGUGCCAGUGUUGAGGUCUACCUUACUUAAGAUUAUUAUUGGAUUGGACCCACUUGGCCCAUUACCUAAAUCCAGGCCCAUAAACUGCAACCUAAAAUAGUUAAAAGGACCAAAAAAAAAAACAAAAGAAAAGAAAAAGAGAAAAUGAGGAUGGUAAUAAACUUAGUAAUAAUAAUCCACUUUUUAAUUAAUAUUUUGUGUUUACAAUCCUUGAAACCUAGCCACAUUUAACCAAAAAAAAUGAUCUUUCGCAAUUCAAAUUAUGGGUCGUUUACUUGGGGGUGGACGGUGGUGAAUGGUAAUGAUGUACAUGGCCAAUAAAUGGCAUUUUUUUUUUUUUGCUUUUUUGAAAUUCAAUUCAUACAUAAAAUUCUUUUAUUUCUUAAUUAAUAUAUGCACGGAUUUUACA
This is a messenger RNA of Beta vulgaris subsp. vulgaris (sugar beet), 1814 nucleotides long. Its product is annotated as BOI-related E3 ubiquitin-protein ligase 1. NCBI's taxonomy places the organism in Eukaryota, Viridiplantae, Streptophyta, Magnoliopsida, Caryophyllales, Amaranthaceae. The coding region runs from base 407 to 1435 and encodes 342 amino acids. Gene Ontology annotation, molecular function: ubiquitin-protein transferase activity. The record is from RefSeq and is a predicted model, not a curated record. The transcript is spliced from 4 exons.